Messenger RNA from Salvia splendens (bonfire salvia), 745 nucleotides. RefSeq lists its product as uncharacterized. The transcript is spliced from 2 exons. The coding region runs from base 281 to 745 and encodes 154 amino acids. Lineage: Eukaryota; Viridiplantae; Streptophyta; Magnoliopsida; Lamiales; Lamiaceae. The record is from RefSeq and is a predicted model, not a curated record.
GUUCUGUUUGUCCAAUAGGAUUUAGGGUAGAUAAGGAGAGGCCAGAUAAAUAUGACACAAAUUAGAAGUUGGGUUAUUCAUUUCAGCUGUUUGGUUUGCACUAUAUAAAGCACAAGUGAUAUAUAUCGUGUGUUUGGUUUGCUGUAAAUCAAAUACCACAAUACCCAAACCUAAAUUGGAGAAUAUAUAUUACAACUCUCUUCCGCCGCUCUUCCAUUUCAGUGUUCCAGAAUCGCCUCGCAAAUUCCGCAGAAGCUAUUUUCACUUUGUCCAGUUGAAGAUGUCUGACUACAUGCGUUCAAGGUUCACUUCCCCUGAUGUGCCGAGUUCGCAAGUGAAUUCCCGCCUUGGACGGUCAAGGAGAGGCAACGGUGACCGAACCCGCCGAACCUGGUCAUACCGUGAGGAGGAGAUUCUUGUGGUUGCGCUGAAGGACCUUGUUGUCACCGGAUGGAAAGCCGAUAAUGGAUUUCGGACAGGCUACCUUGGCAGACUCGAGGAAGCCCUGAAGAAGCAUUACCCCAACACUGACAUCAAAGCAACUCCUCAUAUUAACUCGAAGCUCACUUCCUGGAAAAGAUGCUACAAUUCUUUGCGUGGCAUCUUAAGUCGUAGCGGUGUGGGGUUCAACCUCCACGACGACUACAAGAUAGAUUGCGACGACGAUCAGUGGUCGCAAAUUGUCAAGGUACCAAAUCUACAACGGGUGAAGGGGUGGCGUAGGUCGAUGGCUUGCCUGAUAUAA